AUGCCCGGGGAAGUGGGGGGCAGCAAGCACACUCACUGCAGGGGCUGUGUCUUCUUCCCCUGCCCCAUGCCCGGGAGAAACACCAUGCCAAGAUGCCCCACAGCACCUUCCAGCCACCACCGGGACCACUGUGGACAGUGGACAGCAGCGUGGACCUUCCUGCCGAAGAUGCCAUUCAUCCUGUGGCUGCUGCUCUUGGACACCUCCCUGCCUGCUGUGAGGGGCCAGACCACAGUUCCUCUGGAAACAGUGAAGCUAUGGGCUGAUACCUUUGGCAGGAAUCUGUACAACACGGUGACCAGAUACUCAGGCUCUCUCCUGCUGCAGAAGAAGUACAAGGACGCAGAACCCAGUCUGAAGAUCAAAGAGGUGGAUGGCUUGGAGCUGGUGAAGAAGUUCUCGGAAGACAUGGAGACCAUGCUUCGGAGGAAAGCCGAGGCCAUUAAGAGCCUGGUGGAGGCCGCCGAGGAGGCUGACCUGAAUCAUGAAUUCAAUGCAUCUCUGGUGUUUAACUACUACAACUCGGUGCUAAUCAAUGAGAAGGAUGAGAAAGGCAACUACGUGGAGCUGGGAGACGAGUUUCUCCUCGAGUCCAAUGCGCACUUCAGCAACCUGAGGGUGAAUGUCUCCAUGAGCAAUGUACAGCUGCCCACCAACGUGUACAACAAAGACCCAGACAUUUUAAAUGGGGUCUAUAUGUCCGAGGCCCUGAACCCCGUGUUUGUGGAGAACUUCCAGAGAGACCCUACCCUGACCUGGCAGUAUUUUGGCAGCUCAACUGGGUUCUUCAGGCUCUAUCCAGGGAUAAAGUGGACACCUGAUGAAAAUGGAGUCAUUGCCUUUGACUGCAGAAACCGUGGCUGGUACAUACAAGCUGCCACUUCUCCCAAGGACAUAGUGAUUCUGGUGGACGUGAGCGGCAGCAUGAAGGGCCUGAGGAUGGCUAUUGCCAAGCACACCAUCACUACCAUUUUGGACACCCUGGGGGAGAAUGACUUCGUGAAUAUCAUUGCGUACAAUGAGUACGUGCACUACAUCGAGCCCUGCUUCAAAGGCAUCCUGGUCCAGGCAGACCGAGACAACCGAGAGCAUUUCAAGCAGUUGGUGGAUGAACUGAUGGUCAAAGGCGUGGGCGUUGUGAGUCAAGCCCUGAUCGAGGCUUUCGAGAUCCUGAAGCAGUUCCAAGAGUCCAGACAAGGAAGUCUCUGCAACCAGGCCAUCAUGCUUAUCUCUGAUGGAGCCGUGGAAGACUAUGAGCCCGUGUUUGAGACAUAUAACUGGCCAGACCGCAAGGUCCGAGUUUUCACUUACCUUAUCGGAAGGGAAGUGACGUUCGCUGACCGCAUGAAGUGGAUUGCCUGCAACAACAAAGGCUACUACACACAAAUCUCCACACUGGCUGAUACCCAGGAGAACGUGAUGGAGUACCUGCAUGUGCUCAGCCGUCCCAUGGUCAUCAACCACGACCACGACAUCAUCUGGACAGAGGCGUACAUGGACAGCAGGCUCUUCACCUCAGAGGCACAAAGCCCAAUGCUCCUCACCACGGUGGCCAUGCCAGUCUUCAGCAAAAAGAACGAAACACGAUCCCACGGCAUUCUCCUGGGUGUCGUGGGCUCUGAUGUGGCCCUGAGAGAGCUCAUGAAACUGGCACCCCGCUAUAAGCUUGGGGUGCAUGGAUAUGCCUUUUUGAACACUAACAAUGGCUACAUCCUCUCUCAUCCUGACCUCAGGCCUUUGUACCGAGAAGGCAAGAAGCUGAGACCCAAACCCAACUACAACAGCGUGGAUCUCUCAGAAGUGGAGUGGGAGGACCAAGCUGAAACUCUGAGAACCGCCAUGAUCAACGGGGAAACGGGUUCUCACUCCAUGGACGUGAAGGUGCCUCUGGACAAAGGGAAACGAGUUCUAUUCCUGACCAAUGACUAUUUCUUCACGGACAUCAGUGACACUCCUUUCAGCUUGGGAGUGGUGCUGACCAGAGGCCACGGAGAAUACAUCCUUCUGGGAAACACAUCUGUGGAGGAAGGCCUGCACGACUUGCUUCAUCCGGACCUGACCCUGGCCAGCGACUGGAUCUACUGCAUCACGGAUAUUGACCCGGACCACCGGAAGCUCAGCCAGCUGGAAGCUGUGAUCCGCUUCCUGACAGGGAUGGAUCCAGACCUGGAGUGUGACGAGGAGCUGUUGCGGGAGGUGCUGUUUGACGCGGUGGUGACAGCCCCCAUGGAAGCCUACUGGACAGCACUGGCACUCAACAUCUCUGAAGAGUCGGAGCCUGGCGUGGAUGUGGCCUUUCUGGGGACCAGGGCUGGCCUUCUAAGAAGAAGCUUGUUCGUGGGAUCUGAGAAAAUCUCUGAUAGGAAGUUCCUGACACCUGAAGAUAAAGCCAGUAUUUUUACCCUGGACAACUUCCCACUGUGGUAUCGGCAGGCUUCUGAGCAGGCCCCAGGCAGCUUUGUCUUCAAUCUCUGCUGGGCAGAGGGACCAGACAGCCCAGGCAAGCCAGUGGCGGUAAGGGCCAGCACCGCAAUAACUGUGACAGUGGACGGGAAGACGGCCAUCGCAGCAGCCGUGGGCAUCCAGAUGCAAGCAGAUUACCUCCAGAGUCAGUUCUGGGCAGCCAUGCAACAGUGCAGCACUCUAGAGGGGCCAUGCCCGAAAAGCUGCGAGGACGCCGAUCUGGACUGCUUCGUCGUAGACAACAAUGGCUUCAUUCUGAUCUCAGAGAGACCCCAAGAGAUGGGAAGACUUCUGGGGGAAGUGGAUGGCGCUCUCAUGACGCAGCUCCUCAGCAUGGGGGUGUUCAGCCGUGUGACCAUGUAUGACUACCAGGCCAUGUGCAAGCCUCCAGAUCAUCACCACAGUGCAGCCCAGCCCCUGAUCAGUCCUCUCUCUGCCUUCUGGAUGGUGGCCAGAUGGCUACUGCAUGAGUUUCUGCUGUUCCUGCUAGAGUGGAGCGCUUGGGGAUCUUGGGACGACAAAGGGUCAGAGGCCAAAGCUGUCUUCCAUUACUCCCACAAGCAUAAGAAACAGGACCUGCUGCACCCCUGUGACACAGAGUACCCAGUGUUUGUACACCAGACCGCCAUUCAGGAGGCCAACGGGAUCAUCGAGUGUGGGGCCUGCCAGAAGACAUUUGUGAUGCAACAGAUUCCCAGCAGCAACCUGCUCCUGCUAGUGACAGACAGUACCUGUGACUGCAGUGCCUACUCUCCUAUCCUCCAGGAGGCCACAGAAGUCAAAUAUAACGCCUCGGUCAAGUGUGACAGGAUGCGCUCCCAGAAGCCCCGGCGACGACCAGGCUCCUGUCAUGCCUUCCAUCCAGAGGAGAAUGCUCAGGACUGUGGCGGCGCUUCAGACACUGUACCUUCGCUCCCUCUGCUCCUGCUAUCGCUGUGGGCCUGGCUGCUUCUGCCCCAGCUUCUGUGGUGACCCCAGCCCAUCUGACUCCCACAGAAGGGGGACCCUAAAAGAGACAUUCUACAAAGUCACCAUCUGAUGAGGGCCCAGCUCAUCAGAUGGGCGUGCUCUCGGUUUCAGUCCUGGGCUACCGGUCUCUGCCUCCUAGAGAUUGCUGGAAGGAUCCCCACGGCUCUCCAGGGUACCAGCCACCCCAAGCUUUCUACUCUUGUCUCU
This is a messenger RNA of Psammomys obesus (fat sand rat), 3639 nucleotides long. RefSeq names its product calcium voltage-gated channel auxiliary subunit alpha2delta 4 (gene Cacna2d4). The record is from RefSeq and is a predicted model, not a curated record. Lineage: Eukaryota; Metazoa; Chordata; Mammalia; Rodentia; Muridae. The transcript is spliced from 38 exons. Gene Ontology annotation, cellular component: voltage-gated calcium channel complex. Gene Ontology annotation, molecular function: voltage-gated calcium channel activity. Bases 1 to 3435 code for a protein of 1144 amino acids.